AUCGAGCGCGGCUUCCGGCGUCGCUGGUGGAGGUGGGUGAAGAAGGAGCGGGCCCUCGCCGCUCGUUCUCGCUCCCUCUCUCUCCCUCUCUCCCCUCUCUCUUUCUCGGGCAACAUGGCGGGCGUGGAGCAGGCAGCGUCCUUCGGGGGCCACCUGAAUGGCGACCUGGAUCCAGACGACAGGGAAGAGGGAACCUCCAGCACAGCCGAGGAAGCCGCCAAGAAGAAAAGACGGAAGAAGAAGAAGGGCAAAGGGGCCGUGUCAGCAGAGCAACAAGAACUUGAUAAAGAACCAGGAGCCUUGGUGGAUGAAGUAGCAAAACGGCUGGAGAGACAAGCACUGGAGGAGAGAGGGAGAGAUGACGAUGAUGAAGAUGGAGAUGGUGAUGCUGAUGGCGCAACUGGAAAGAAGAAGAAAAAGAAGAAGAAGAAGAGAGGACCAAAAGUUCAAACAGACCCUCCCUCAGUUCCAAUAUGUGACCUGUAUCCUAAUGGUGUAUUUCCCAAAGGACAAGAGUGUGAAUACCCACCCACACAAGAUGGGCGAACAGCUGCUUGGAGAACCACAAGUGAAGAAAAAAAGGCCCUAGACCAGGCUAGUGAGGAGAUCUGGAACGACUUCCGAGAAGCUGCGGAAGCACAUCGGCAAGUUAGGAAAUAUGUCAUGAGCUGGAUCAAGCCUGGGAUGACGAUGAUAGAAAUCUGUGAGAAGUUGGAGGACUGUUCCCGAAAGCUAAUAAAGGAAAAUGGGUUAAAUGCAGGCCUGGCGUUCCCCACUGGGUGUUCUCUCAACAACUGUGCUGCCCAUUACACUCCCAAUGCUGGUGACACGACAGUCUUGCAGUAUGAUGACAUCUGUAAGAUAGACUUUGGAACACAUAUAAGUGGUAGAAUAAUUGAUUGUGCGUUUACUGUUACUUUUAAUCCCAAAUAUGACAUAUUAUUAAAAGCUGUAAAGGAUGCCACUAAUACUGGAAUAAAGUGUGCUGGGAUUGACGUUCGUCUCUGCGAUGUUGGUGAGGCCAUUCAAGAAGUUAUGGAAUCCUAUGAAGUAGAAAUAGAUGGGAAGACAUAUCAAGUGAAACCCAUACGUAACUUAAAUGGACAUUCAAUUGGGCCAUAUAGAAUUCAUGCUGGAAAAACAGUGCCCAUUGUGAAAGGAGGGGAAGCUACAAGAAUGGAGGAAGGAGAGGUGUAUGCCAUUGAGACCUUUGGGAGCACAGGAAAGGGCGUGGUUCAUGACGACAUGGAAUGUUCACACUACAUGAAAAAUUUUGAUGUGGGGCAUGUGCCAAUAAGGCUUCCAAGAACAAAACACUUGUUAAAUGUCAUCAAUGAAAACUUCGGUACCCUUGCCUUCUGCCGAAGGUGGCUGGAUCGCUUGGGAGAAAGUAAAUACUUAAUGGCUCUGAAGAAUCUGUGUGACUUGGGCAUUGUAGAUCCAUACCCACCACUGUGUGACAUUAAAGGGUCAUACACAGCACAGUUUGAACAUACCAUACUGUUGCGUCCAACCUGUAAAGAAGUUGUCAGCAGAGGAGAUGACUAUUAAACUUAGUCCAAAGCCAACACGUCUUUAUUUUCUAAGCUUUGUUGGAACACAUUAUACCACAAGUAAUUUGCAACAUGUUGUCUGUUUUAACAGUGGACCUGUGUAAUACCGUUAUCCAUGUGUAAAGGAUUUGAUCAAAGGCAGACUGUCUACAUGUAAUUAACCAAGGGAAAGGCUUUCGAGACUUUAAUGUUAACCGUUUCUCCCGUCUAGGAAAUGCUGUACUGCUCACUAGCUAGGAAUUACUUACAUGUUUUGUUUUGAAGACCUAAGAGAUGCUUUUUGGAUAUUUAUAUUGCCAUAUUCUUACUUGGAUGCUUUGAAUGACUACAUUCAGUUCUGCACCUAUGCCCUCUGGUAUUGCUUUUUAACCUUCCUGGAAAUCCAUUUUCUAAAAAAUAAAGACAUUUUCAGAUCUGAGAGCUACAUUUUAAUGUCUAUGGUUGUAAUUCUAAGCAGAAAGAGAUUAAGUAUGGAUAAUGUUCUUUAUCUGGACUGUAGAUAGGACAGAUACCACAGAUUCUCUUCAGGCAUGGUGGCUACACGCUCUUCAUGUGUAUGAAGCAGGCAGAAAGGACUACAGUUGCAGAAGGCUUUGCUUUCUUUUUUUUUUUUUUUUUUUUUUUUGUAGAAGCAUAUUUAAAAUCCCCCAUAGGAAGAUGUACUGAUUUAAGCAUCAUGGAAAAACAUUGUGCCAACUGGAAAAACCUUACUAUAAUAAAUGUCCCUUAAGUGUUCAUAUUUAUAGGAUAUGUAUUCCACAUUAGAAAACCAAAUCAACAUUAAAGCCACAAGCAAAAUAAGUUUCAGUCUUGUCCUAAUUAGGAGUUAUCUUGGGAUUGGGCUUUCCCUUCCUGAGUCAAGCACUGACCAUCACGGCCUCCAGUAAGUUAGAGAUCUUAGCAUCAGGUUACUCAAGGAAAUGUGGUCCGUGUGAUCUUUCAUAAAUCGUGUGUUAAUCUGAGUAUAAAGAUACAUUCAACUUUAGACUGGGCCCAAUAAUUAUUUAGCUGCUUAAAAUCUAUGUGGUUUGCUAGAAAUAGUCCAUCAUAGUUUCAAAUUGGUUACUUGCUCAGGUAAAGCCUUAAUUUGUGUAUACCUUAACACAAUAAUGCUAUAUUCCUUCUGGUAUGCUAUAUCAAUUUUUAUUUUGCUUGACAUUGUCUCUGAAGAGAAGGUAGACUUACGGCCCUGGGCCAUGCGUUGCUUAAGAAGUUUUAUGUGAAGGUUACUUGUGACUGUGAGCUGUGUCUUCCUGUUGCUCACGGGCUCUCCAGCUGAACACACACUCACGGGCUUUCAAGCUGAACACAUACUCAUGGGCUCUCCAGCUGGCUCCUGGGGCUCUGCAUUCAUGGUCUUGGCUUUUGAGUGGCUUGAUAUCUAAGCCCAGGAUAUUGAAAACUGACCCCUCUACAAACUUUAGGGUUUUCUAAGACCUUUCCGGCAGUCUCCUAUUUGUAAGGUCCAACCUUAUCUCAGAGAGUACUGUUGGGUGGCCAAGGAGUAUGGCCUUAUAAAUAAAGGAAAACCAAAACAAAGCCAAAGCCAACCCUUGCUGUUUGCUUACUAGCUAUGUGUCCCUUAAAGUCAUUGUUACAUUUAGUGAUGUAUCUUCCUGUGAUGUUUAACAAUAGUGCCUUUAGUAAAUUAUUUUACAGCCUAAACUGUUGGGUUUUUGUUAGAACAACUUAAGAGUGUGGGUGUCCACUGCAGAUCUGAGGUAUUUAAUAAGAAACUGAAGUUUCUUUGCAUCAUUUGGGUUUUGUUUUUUUCAGUGCAAUUUUAGAUUCACAACAAAAUCUAGUGGGAAGUACAACAGUAUGCUGUGUGCUAGUUUAAUGUUUUGUUUCUCUUAAAUACCAGUAAAAA
This is a messenger RNA of Mus pahari (shrew mouse), 3423 nucleotides long. RefSeq names its product methionyl aminopeptidase 2 (gene Metap2). The transcript is spliced from 11 exons. Gene Ontology annotation, molecular function: metalloaminopeptidase activity. Gene Ontology annotation, biological process: proteolysis. The record is from RefSeq and is a predicted model, not a curated record. Bases 115 to 1551 code for a protein of 478 amino acids. Lineage: Eukaryota; Metazoa; Chordata; Mammalia; Rodentia; Muridae.